CCGCCUUAAGUAAAUAGCCUACUUUGCCUUCACAUAUACUCACACACCAUCAGUGCAUGCUAUCAUCAACCUGUUGAACAUGGUAUUUGAAAGGAGUGCUGCUUUGCUGUUUUGCAUUGUUGCUGUUUUUCAAAUAACAGUAGCCUCACCUCCCACUUUCAACAUUGACUACAAACAUGACUGCUUCCGUAAGGAUGGGGAGGUUUUCCGCUACAUAUCUGGAAGCAUCCAUUACAACCGGAUUCCCAGAGUUUACUGGAAAGACAGGCUACUCAAGAUGUACAUGGCAGGACUGAAUGCCAUCCAAACGUAUAUACCGUGGAACUUUCACGAGCUGGAUCCUGGGCACUAUGAUUUCAGUGGAGACCGUGAUGUCACACACUUCCUUCAGCUGGCCCAGGAUCUUGGGCUUCUAGUCAUCCUCCGACCUGGUCCCUAUAUCUGUGGCGAGUGGGACAUGGGUGGUCUUCCAGCUUGGUUACUUAAAAACAAGGACGUUGUCCUGCGUUCUUCAGAUCCAGACUACAUUGCUGCUGUUGACAAGUGGAUGGGAAAACUGCUUCCAUUGAUUAAGCCCUUCCUUUAUCAAAAUGGUGGGCCAGUCAUAACUGUUCAAGUUGAGAAUGAGUAUGGGAGCUAUUUUGCCUGUGACUACAAUUACCUCCGUCACCUCACCUCACUGUUCCGUUCCCACCUGGGGAAUGAGGUGGUGCUCUUCACCACUGAUGGGGCAGGUGUGUCCUACCUGAAGUGUGGCUCUCUGCAGGGACUCUACGCAACUGUUGAUUUUGGGCCAGGCUCCAAUGUUACAGCUGCUUUCUCUGCUCAGAGAUACGCUGAACCACAUGGACCUUUGGUGAACUCCGAGUUCUACACAGGCUGGCUGGAUCACUGGGGAGAGAAACAUUCUCUAGUUUCUACGGCUGCCAUUGUCAAGUCUCUGAAUGAGAUGCUAAGCUUGGGGGCCAAUGUGAACAUGUAUAUGUUCAUUGGAGGGACCAAUUUUGGUUAUUGGAAUGGAGCCAAUACAAAAUAUGCACCCCAACCUACAAGUUAUGAUUACGAUGCACCCCUAACAGAAGCUGGAGAUCUUACAGACAAGUACUUUGCCAUUCGGGAUGUCAUCAAAAUGUACAGGAAAAUACCACAGGGUCCAGUACUGCCUUCAACACCCAAGUAUGCAUAUGGGUCUGUGAAAAUGAGCCAACUUACAACAAUCACCAAGGCAGCUGACAUAUUAUCUUUCGGGGGCCCUGUUAAAACCAUGUAUCCUCUCACGUUCAUUGAGUUAAACCAGAAAUUUGGGUAUGUUCUCUACAGAACCACUCUACCCGUGGAUUGCUCCAAACCUACCCCUCUGUCCUCACCGAUGAAUGGAGUGCAUGACCGUGCCUAUGUGUCUAUGAAUGGGGUCGCCAGUGGAAUUCUGGAGAGGAACAAAGUUAUAACUACAAACAUUACUGGGAAAGCUGGAGACCAGUUGGAUGUACUAGUUGAGAACAUGGGCCGCAUCAACUAUGGGAAGGAAAUCAAUGACUUCAAGGGUCUCGUCUCCAAUCUCACACUGGCCUCACAGGAGCUCCGUGACUGGGAAGUGUUCAGCCUGAGCAUUGACGAGGCCAUCACUGAAGGCCUUCUGUGGGAGGGGAACCCCUCGCUUCCCUUCAGGUCCUCCAUUCUUUCCCCUCCAGCCUUUUAUACUGGCAGCUUUAUUAUCCCAGAUGGCAUUCCAGAUCUGCCUCAGGACACCUACAUCCUGUUUCCUGGCUGGAAAAAGGGCCAGGUCUGGAUCAAUGGCUUCAAUCUUGGUCGUUACUGGCCAGAUCGAGGACCUCAGGUGACAUUGUUUGUUCCAGCUAACAUCCUCAGCACAUCUGCAUCCAACAACGUAACAGUACUGGAAUUGGAGGGGGCUCCAUGUAACCCUGGGCCCUGCACAGUGGAGUUCACCACCAUGGCCGUCUUAAACGCUACAGUGACAUCCUUGUCAGAUCAGACAAGACAGUUGUUUCGUAAAGAGGAUCUGUUGUGACCUUUUGCCUGCCAGAAGGUGGUUGAUUGUGGUGGUUCUGUGCAUUAGUGAUGGCUCUGAAUCACAUAGCUGAGUGAACGCUGAGUCAAUUCACGUGGUCACGCUUUUCCUCAUAUUGUCAUUGUUUGUUGAGCUUGAAAUUGAUAUUUGGAUCAUGAAUGGUUCUACCUCAUUGUCCUGACAUGUCCUCUGUUCUAGUACUGUUCAAUCUAAGUAGAUAAAAGUGACUCUUGCAUCUUGUCAGAGAAGCUGAACAAAAGGGAAUCAUUUUUAAAUUAGAUUUUAAACAAGUCAUGUGGUAAUGUGGUAGUAACAGUUGACCAAAGGUGUAAUCUGAAAAAGUUUCCUGUUUUUCCAGACUGCUAACUAACAAUCUGAACCAUCGUAUUCAUAUCUGUGUUCAGAAUAGGGAAUUGAGGUAUUGUGUGUGCCAGCAGUCUGGGGCUGCCAUGUUCAUUCAGAUUGCGUCAGGGAUAAUCAGUUACAUCACUGCUUUUAAAGUUAAAGUGCCAUUUUUUUUUUUUUUUUAAUUGUCCUUUGCCAUUUAUAUUAUCGGCCUUCAGGAAUAGAAUAGUCAGCUACCUUUUGAGAAGAUAGCGGCCCAUGUAGUUCAAUUUCAGAGAGAGACAGAAUGUGAAUUGUGUUUUGUUUUCAUGUUGCCAUAACACAGUUGAUCAUUUGUGACAUUAGAUGCCUCUUGGAUAAACACAGCUUUUUGAAUGACUGGAUGAUGACAAUUGUUUGCACUCCCUUUGAUCAUUGCACUUGUCAGAGGCACUAUUGGUAUGUUCAUUUUGUUUGUAAACGUUAGGAUUAUUUUGUUUUCAUGUCUUUUUAGUGUUGAUUUGCACAAAUAAUAAUAAUAAAAAAAAUGUAUCUA
This is a messenger RNA of Clupea harengus (Atlantic herring), 2912 nucleotides long. It is a transcript of the gene glb1, whose product is annotated as galactosidase, beta 1. Gene Ontology annotation, molecular function: beta-galactosidase activity. Gene Ontology annotation, biological process: carbohydrate metabolic process. The record is from RefSeq and is a predicted model, not a curated record. NCBI's taxonomy places the organism in Eukaryota, Metazoa, Chordata, Actinopteri, Clupeiformes, Clupeidae.